This is a messenger RNA of Xyrauchen texanus (razorback sucker), 7012 nucleotides long. Its product is annotated as netrin receptor UNC5C-like. Gene Ontology annotation, cellular component: membrane. The record is from RefSeq and is a predicted model, not a curated record. Gene Ontology annotation, biological process: netrin-activated signaling pathway. Lineage: Eukaryota; Metazoa; Chordata; Actinopteri; Cypriniformes; Catostomidae. The coding region runs from base 422 to 3205 and encodes 927 amino acids. The transcript is spliced from 16 exons. Gene Ontology annotation, molecular function: netrin receptor activity; protein binding.
CGCAUGCAUGCAGCUGGAUGUUGGAACAAUAAAGACGGUCUCAAUCUCAUCUGAACAUAUCCAGAGAGGCUAAAUCCAUCAUCAUACAGCGAAUGAGUGCGUUUGCUGAACUAAUGACCAACUUAUGCAAACGAGAGAAGCCGAACGCGCAAUGCGUGUGUGCGCCUUUGGAGAGAGCGCAUAGAUGAGAGCUAGAGGGCGGCGGCGCAUCGUUCCUCACCUCCGUUACCGCUCGACUCCUCCCGGGACCUUCCUCUUCUCUCCCUGUGGAGAACACACGUAGAACUCGGUCUGUUCGCGAAGCACCGUGCGACGGCGUCGGUCCUCCGUUCACCACCACAGCUGCUGGUGCGUCUCUGCUGAACAAACCCGAACAGGGAACGAAUAUUUCCGCGCUGAGGAGUUUCCAAACUCCAAAGUCAUGGGGGGAAACGGACGCUCUCACAGAUUUGGAUUGGGAUUAGUGCUACAGUCGCUCUUAUUGUGGAUUCGGCUCCAAAUUGUUGACGCACAAGGUGACGAUGACUUCCUGUUAGGGUUGGGCGAGUUGCCGGAGACUUUCCCUAGCGACCCUCCUGAGCCCCUCCCACAUUUCCUGUUGGAGCCGGAAGACGCUUACAUCAUCAAGAACAAAGCUGUCAAUCUUUACUGCACGGCCACGCCCGCCACACAGAUCUACUUCAAAUGCAAUGGCGAGUGGGUUCAUCAGCGAGAACAUACGAUAGAGGAGCGGGUGGAUGAAACGUCAGGUUUGGUGAUUCGGGAAGCGAGGAUUGAGAUCUCUCGACAGCAGGUGGAGGAGCUGUUUGGUUUGGAAGAUUACUGGUGCCAGUGUGUCGCCUGGAGCUCUGCAGGAACCACGAAGAGCCGCAAGGUGCAUGUCCGCAUCGCAUUUCUGAGGAAGACGUUUGAACAAGAGCCGUUGGGGAAGGAGGUGUCACUUGAACAGGAAGUGCUCCUGCAGUGCCGCCCACCUGAGGGCGUUCCACCUGCUGAGGUGGAAUGGCUGAAGAACGAAGAGAUUAUCGAUCCUGCAGAUGAUCGUAAUUUCUACAUCACCAUCGAUCACAACCUGAUCAUCAAACAAGCACGACUGUCCGACACCUCUAACUACACCUGUGUUGCUAAGAAUAUUGUUGCUAAGAGACGCAGUACAACGGCUACAGUGAUUGUCUACGUGAACGGAGGCUGGUCCACGUGGACGGAAUGGUCAGCGUGUAACAGCCGCUGUGGGCGGGGCCUUCAGAAAAGGACCCGUAGCUGUACCAAUCCUGCACCUUUAAACGGGGGAUCGCCGUGUGAAGGACAGGCCAUCCAAAAACUCGCCUGCACCACAAUCUGCACAGUUGACGGGGAGUGGGCCGACUGGAGCAAAUGGUCGGCAUGUAACACAGAGUGCACUCAGUGGAGGAAGAGAGAAUGUAAUGCCCCUGCACCGCAAAAUGGAGGAAAAGACUGUGACGGAAUUACACUACAGUCCCAGAACUGCACCGAUGGACUAUGCCUACAUACUGCGCCAGGUGGAGAUGAGGUGGCACUGUAUGUGGGCAUCGUCAUGGCGAUUGUCAUGUGUCUGGUCGUCUCUGCUAUCGUGGCCCUGUUGGUGUACCGCAAGACGCAUCAGCGCUUCCACUCUGACAUCAUCGACUCGUCGGUGCUCAACGGAGGAUUUCAGCCUGUUAACAUCAAACAGGCGCGCUCAGCGGACUUGCUGGCCGCAACUCCUGACAUGUCCACUGCGGCGGCGCUGUAUCGCGGUCCAGUGUACGCCCUUCAUGACAUCUCAGACAAAAUCGCCAUGACCAGCUCCCCUCUGCUGGAUCCCCUUCCUCUCCCCAACCUCAAAAUCAAAGUUUACAACUCCUCCGGUACGGUGACCCCUCAGGACGACAUGACAUCUGACCUUUCAGCCACCCUGUCCCCAAAAGUCACCCACUCUCUUUUGGACAGCGACCACAUGACUCUGCGCAACCAGAUGCUGGCACGUACACGAGACCCCACGUGCACCGCACUGGGGUCGUUUAACUCGCUGGGAGGACAUCUGAUUAUUCCCAACUCGGGCGUGAGUUUGUUGGUUCCAGCAGGGGCGAUUCCUCAGGGUCGUGUGUACGAAAUGUUUGUGACCAUACAGAGGACAGAGAGCAUGAGGCCAGUGGUCAGUGACGGGGAGGCUGUGCUCAGUGAAGUGGUCAGCUGUGGUCCUGCAAACGCUCUGUUGACACGUCCCGUCAUCCUCACUCUACACCACUGCACACACGCCCACUCUGACAACUGGCAAAUCGUUCUCAAGAACCACACGCAGCACGACCAAUGGGAGGAUGUUGUUUUGGUCGGAGAGGAGAGGUUCACAACUUCCUGCUAUGUUCAGCUGGAGGACGAGGCGUGUCAUAUCCUGACUGAAACUCUAGGAUCGUAUUGUCUGAUUGGCCAGAGCAUCUGUCCGUCAGCAGCUAAACGAAUCAAACUGGCUGUUUUUGGACCCGUCGUUACAUCAGGACUGGAUUACCACAUCAGAGUGUACUGCCUCGAUGACACUCAGGAUACUUUAAAGGAGGUUUUACAGAUAGAAAAACAGAUUGGUGGAAAAUUGCUGGAUGAACCAAAGACUAUGAACUUCAGUUCCAGCAACCACAACCUGAGACUCUCCAUACAUGACAUUCACACACAGUGGAAAAGCAAACAACUCACCAAAUACCAGGAGCUGUCGUUCUCUCAGAUGUGGAGUGGUUCUGUGAGGAGGUCGCACUGCUCAUUCACACUGGAGCGUCAGAGUGUGAGAGUGUAUGAGCUGUGCUGUAAGCUGUGUGUGAGACAGGUGGAGGGAGAAGGUCAGAUUUUCCAGCUCUACACCACCCUGACUGAGGACCUUCAGAGCAUUGACACAUCCCUGAUGGAUCCAGGCAGCAGUAUCACUGUGUUGACGGGUCCGAAUGCAUUCAGAAUACCGCUCAGCGUCAGAACAAAACUCUGCAGCAGUCUGGACGCACCACAUACACGCGGCAAUGACUGGAGAAUACUGGCACACAAACUCAACCUGGACAGGUAUCUGAACUACUUUGCGACUAAGACCAGUCCUACAGGUGUCAUUCUGGACCUCUGGGAAGCCAAACACUUUCCACAUGGGAACCUCAACCAACUCGCCACUGUUCUGGAGGAGAUGGGUCGUCAUGACAACAGCAUAGCUUCCUUGACGAAGGAACACUGAUCCUGUACGUUGAUGUCUAAGCAUAAAAACAUGGCCAGAUUGAGCUCAUUAAAGACUCGCCACUGUUACUGAACUGGAAAAACGAGCAAAUCGUCAACUGAACGAAGUCAAAAAGUCAGAGCUUUUGCCAUAUUGAGAGUCGACUGCCUUUUGCACCAUCUCAGUUUAGCAUCUUAUUUAGUUUCCAUGGAAACAUGCGAUACUGCUGUACAUGUACGUGAAUGCCGCUGAUUUGGGAUUGACUGCCGGGCUGGAUGUCUAGAGGGGUCAAAGGUGAACCAGGAACAGGGUCAAGACACAACAGACUUGUACUAGACAACCAAACCGCUCACUCAGACCCCCGUAUCACUCUUCAAAGUCCUAAAACCCUUCCAGUUUGCACGUGUAGGGACUGCCAUGUUAUCCUAAUGUGCGUUUGCACAUAAGUAACAGAAAUCUCCUUCCUGUCUCCCUUAGUGAUUGUUUUUACGGAAUUUUGUGGUGCCAUCUAGUGGUUGCUGAAACAAACGCUCAUGUAAUAUAUUUUGAGACAUGAAAAUAUAGUAUUUAGUGUGUGGACAGAGUACCUUAAAGUGGCCUUUAAAAAUCCAAUUAACAAUUUCAAUUGUAUUAUUUUUAUAACGCCGACAUAUGUAAGAUGGAAAUAAUUGUGUUUCUUUGUUGAACAAAAGUGCAUAUGUGUACUUGCCAGGGAUUAAAGAAUAAUAUUGGAAAUUGAUUUUUGAUUUUCUUGGAAUGCAUAGCGUUAAACGUGAAUUUUAUUAUUAUUAUUUUUUACUGGCUGAAAUGUUGCAUUGUUUAUCGCAUUUAACAAAUAAAAAGUUUAAUGUCAACAUUACACACACACAAUUAUUGUGGAAAUCAUAGUUUGUGCCGAAAUGUGAUAGAAUCUAUAAUUAUCGUUAUUAAUAUAAUACAUUAAUAUGAGGUCUACUACUUUGUCAUUUGAAAUAUGUUUUAUUAUAUCAGUGGGUUCUAACAUCAAGUUGCCACAGUUUUAUUGUCGGAACAAUAAUUGUAGCAACUGUUAUUUUUGGCAGAAGCUUUGAUUACCAUGUUUGAUUUUUGAAAGGGGUUUUUGUAUCUUACAGUGUGUCCGAUUCUGAUCAACGCGACAGGUAAUUUGUUUAACAGUUAUUUUAGUACUUUUGAGGAAGUAAUAUUUGGAAAUAAAAUGCCAUUAUUAUUGGAUUUACUACCCUCUGCAGCCUGUUACCAAAUUUUGUGAUUCUUUUAUAUUUUAACUAACACGUAAAAAAAAAAUAAACACGUUUACAGUCUUUAUAGUAUUGAUGAAAUGACUGUUUACAAACAAAUGCUCCGCCCGCCCCUUCCGGGUUCUUUUGGUAGCCCAGAAAAGAACUGGUGUCUAUGGGUGCUUCACUCAAAUUGUGCUGAAAUUGCCCCUUGUUUGUGGGGUUGGAACACCCCGUGUAACUACAAUCUCUUUAAAUUUCCACCAGAUUGUUGCAUCAGGAAAAACACAAGGGGCAUCUGUGGCUCAGGUGGUAGAGCGGGUUGGUCACUAAUCGCAAGGUUGGUGGUUCGAUGCCCGGCCCACAUGACUCCACAUGCCAAAGUUUCCUUGGGCAAGACACUGAACCCCAAGUUGCUCCCAAUGGCAGGCUAGCACCUUGCAUAGCAGCUCUGCCGACAUUGGUGUAUGAAUGUGUGUGAAUGUGUCACAGUGUAAAGCGCUUUGAAUACAGCUAAGGUUAAAAAGGCGCUAUAUAAGUGCAGACCGCAUACAUUUUACAUAAAUGAUGAAAAUUCACAGGUCACCGUCAUUGUUAUCGCGUCUGCACUAUUAGACCCAGUUGACUGGAUUGCACAAUUGCAACUGUUGUUCGAUAUUAACUUUUCACGAAGAAAUCACGUAACCUCUGAUAGUGCUGUCACUGUGACAGAUAUGAUGUCAAAUAUGAUCUAACAAUGAUCUUAUCUGAUCAAGAUCACCAGAUACGAUAGAACUGGAAGAACGGGACCCGUCUCCACCACCGCAGCACAUGGACUGUUUGUGAAAGGAUAAGUGAAUACAAAUAAUGUCAUACUGCUAAAAUGUCUUUGCAUUUAUUUUGAAUGCAGUAAAUAAUAUUGUUCAAGCGAUACGGCUGUGUGUACGUUUUGAUAUGGAAUACGAUCAUAUUGAAGAAUAUUGUUAUUUGUUGUUCGUGGGUUAAUAAUGUAAGAAGCUAAGACACAUAUUGCAUGUCUAAUGGUAGUUUUGCAUUUCUUAGCCAUUAGAAGUGUGGUAAACAUGUGAGGAUGUGUCUUCAUCAACCUGUUACAUGUCCAGCAUGAUCACCAUUGAAGUCUGCUGCUCGAAAGAACCCGGAAGCACGGUUUCCUGCGGUGUGAUGUCAGAGUAAUUUCAUCUAUAGUUUUUAGUUAAAAAUGUCAUUCAUUCCCUUGUUGAUUCUUAUACAGUACAACCAAAGGCGUAGAUUUGGCUUGAACAUUUGGCGAGGAUAUCUCCCCCCUGGAAUCUACGCCCCUGAGGUCCACUAAUUACAACGAAACUCUUUAACUACACAUUGAGCCCAUUUACAUGCACACCAAUACACUUAUAACUCCCAAAAAUCAGAUAUAAAAUAAAUAAAAUCAAAACAAGAAUUUAGUUUUUACAUGAGAUUUGAAAUAAUAAGAGAUAUUCUCUGCUGUUGACGUCAAACCGGGAAGGGGCAUGCAAGCACACAUUGGGUAAGCAUGGCGGUGAAUGUGUUUACAUGCAACGUGAAGUCAGUGUAAUGGCAAAAACCUACCCGUUUAUGACCUUACAAUAAUUGAAAGCCAUUUAAUGCAUUUACAUGAUCACAUGCAUAGUUUUGCUUUUUCCAUUAUUACAAAGGUUGCACUAAAUAUCAUGGAUAAAAUGUGGUUGAUGUAGGAAAACCGUGGCUGAUUGUCAUAAGGGAUGGACAAAGCUAUUUCGAGUGAAUGCAAACAACUGCCAAUGAAUGUGAAUCUUAUUGUGAUUGAAGGCAAAGCAACUUCGGGACAUAAAUACCCUCCCUGUCCUCUAAGGGGCCCUGUAGACAGAUGGUUAGAGGGGCUGAAAAAGUCACAGGGCUUGGUGAUGUCAGCUGAAAAAGAGCAGCGUAUCAGAGGGGGAGCGUGGUGUUAUAUUUUGAUACAAAUCAAACUUUGAUUUCUUUGGAUUAGAAUAACAUGCACAGAUGAAUCGUUAAUAGGAUCUACAGCAAGACCUUCAGUCUAACUCAAAAGACCAUUCCCAUAUUGUUCUCUAACUGUUAAUGACAGUCUGUGCAACCUCAUUGCAAAGUGACUGGAACCACAUUAAGACUUUCCGUAACAGUUUGUGCUUGGAUACUUAGAAUAAAGCAUCCACAAUAGGAGUUCUGUAAACAAACACUCGUCACACUAAAUGUGAAUGUUAGUGUGCUUGUAACGGUGCUCACAAUGUGAUGUGAAACAAGAGCUCAUUAUUUGUGGAUCUCUCUGUAUUAUCACUGCCUGUGCCACCUUUUGCACAAACGUGUAAAAACCUCUAACCAACUGCCAUUUCUGUACAAUUCACCACGUCUCCAAAGAGGAGAGGAUAAAAGCCAAAUGAAUGGGCAAAACAAAAAACAACAACAACAGAACCCCCUUUAUUUAAGUGUCAAGCAUAGCAAAGCAUUGAAUAAUUUAGUCUGGCGUAAAUGCUGUGCCAACUAUGCAAUGUUUGCUUCUGUAUAGAAUGAUGCUGGCAAAUGUGCUUUAUGUCGUGCGUGUACAGUAUAGAGCGGAUUAGAAUAAAGUAAGUUCAUUAAAAACACUCAAAGUAAAAUGCUUAUUUAAAAUAAG